Plasmodium yoelii is the source of this 2082-nucleotide messenger RNA. Its product is annotated as dynactin subunit 4, putative. NCBI's taxonomy places the organism in Eukaryota, Apicomplexa, Aconoidasida, Haemosporida, Plasmodiidae. Gene Ontology annotation, cellular component: dynactin complex. The transcript has a single exon. The coding region runs from base 1 to 2082 and encodes 693 amino acids. The record is from RefSeq and is a predicted model, not a curated record.
AUGAAAAACAGGGUCUAUUUGUUUUUAGACGAUAAACUAUUUAAAUUAAAAGAGUUAUAUUUUUGUGUGAUUUGCUCGAAAAUAAAAAAUGAAUAUAAUAUAAGGAAAGAAGUGGAAUACUAUGUUUGCAAUGGAUGCACACAAAUAUACACAAAAAAUGAGGCAAUAGUUUAUUCUUAUAAGUGUGUGCGAUGUUUUAAAUGCCCAUUCUGUUUUAGCUGCUUAACAAUUUCUCAAAGUAAAUAUGAUCGUCCUAUCUCGAGUUUUUGUACACUUGGCACCAAAACAACAAAUAAGGAAAAAAUUAAUGAAACAAAAAGCAACACACAUAUAUAUAAUAAUGAAAUAAGUAAUGGAAUAAAUGAUGAGUAUAUUGAAAAACAUAUAAAUAAUUCAACUAGAGAAGAAGAUAUAAAUUUUAUUAAAAAUUCAAAUGAUAUAAAAAAUUUAUAUUCACCUCAGGAUAGGAUGCUCAGAAGUAUGGAUAAAAUAAGUGAAAAAAACAAUUUUGAAAAAGGUCAUACAUCAGAUAACGAAAAUGAAGAACAAAUUAAGAAUAUUUUAACCAUGACAAACAAAAUGGAUAGUAAAAAUUAUGAUAUUUUAAAAAAUGGAGAACUUUUUUUUUAUUUUAAAUGCCCCUACUGUUUAUGGACAUCAAUUAAUACAAUAUUUAAUAAAAAACUCGAUGAAUUAAUCGGCGACAUGAUAUUACUAGAAAAUAAUUGUAUUUUUAGAUGUUUUUUUAAAAAUGUGUUAAAUGAAUUAAUAAAAUGUAAUGAAAAAUUAAAAGAAAAAAAAAAUAUAAAAAGAGCACACCUAAAUACACAUAUAUAUAUAGUAGACAAUAUUCAUGAUAAUGAAAAUUGUUACAUUAAAUCGCAUGAGCUAGAGAAUGAUAAUGAUAUUAAUGGAAUCGUUGGACGAAGAAAAAACAAAGAAGAAAAAAAAAACUCGUCCUUAAUAUAUAAAUCACAAAUAACAAUAAACAAAAUGAGCUUGAAAGAUAUAUUAAAUGGUGAACAUAUUAAAAAUCCUGAAAACUUCUUUGGGAUUUUUGAAUUAGAAAAUGAAAAUUUGAAAUAUCUAGACCCUGUUAUAUUUCCAAACCAAAAGGUCUUGUUUGAUGCCAAAGAGGAAAUAACUAAAACGGAAAAAGAAUCAGUUCGUAUAUGCACCGGAAUAGAGAAAGAUAUUAUAAAUGAUGAAAUAGAAGUAAAAAAUGCAGAAGUUGACAAACGUGAUUUAAAUGAUCAAAUAAGCAAUUCUAAAAAUAAAGAAAUGAACAAUAUAGUUAUUGUUGAUUCAAAAAAAUAUCUAUCAAUAGAGCAUACAUUUAAUUACCCAUAUAAUUUUUAUAAAGAUAUUAAUGAAUUAAAACCAUUAAGAGCAAAUUUGUUAAGUAAGACAUCAAAAAGAUGUGCUGGUUGUAAACAAUAUUUAUUAAAACUUCAUAAUUCAAAUUUAACUUCAGGUGUUAGAUUAAAUAAUUGUGCAAUAUAUUUUUUACCUAGGAUUUAUAUAAACGAUUUUAAUAUUAUAAAAAAAAAAAAUGGAAUUUUAAAUUUUAUUUUAAUAAAUCCUUUAGAUGUUGAAAUGAAUAUAAAGAUAGUACCCGAUAUAGACCACAAUUUUUCUAAGCAUUUGAAUACAAACAAAAUCCCGAUAAAUUGUAAAUCAAAAGCUAGUUCGUUUGAAUUUGUAAUGGAUGGUUAUGAUGAAAUUAUAGAUGAACUAUUAAAUGAACAAUCAAGUAGUAUUAAAGAAGUAUUAAAAAGUAAGCAUAUUGUUAUUAAAAAACAAAAUAAUAUGGCCUUAAUAAUUAUUAGUUUUAUAUAUAUUGGAAAGGAUAAUUUGACUAUAUCUACAGAACCCUCAAAUAAAUCUGAAGACAUAUCUGAUUGUUUGGGUAAUGAAACUAUUAAUACCAGUGAUAAUAAAGAAAAAUUAAAUUUGCCAUUAAAUUUAGAAUGCUCAUUUUUUGAUAAGUCGAAAAAAGCACACAAAGUAAAAUUGAAUCUUAUAUUCACAAAUAAUAUUAGCACUAAUAUAUUUCGUCAUUAUUCUCUUAAUGAUGCAUAA